AUGUUAUAGGGAUUUUGUUUGGUUUCGAUGUAUCAGCCUAACUUGACUUUAAGCUUAAAGAUUUAAAAAUUAGUAUUGCUAAUAUAUUAUUGUCAAAUAUUAACACUAGCUUUUCCAUUAGAUGGAUGGAAUCUUUGGACUUAUAAAGAUGGUGCUUUUAGAAUUGCAAAAAACUUGUUAAACAUGAUAUUAAUAUUUCCUUAUGUAAUUGAAGUAAAAUCAUCAACAUUGAUCAAUGUGUUGAUAAUACUAUUCUCUAUAUUUAACAUUUUCAUGUUAUUAGCAAUAUUUUUGAUUGCAAAAUUUAAGAACAAACUUUCUUUUAUGCUUACUAUUACAUAUUGGUAUUUAGUAUUUGUUCCAAAAUUAUUUUUUAUCCCUUAAUUGUUUGUAUUUAUAGGAUCUUUGUCUUUUAGUUAAAGAGCUUUAUUAUAUUCAAACUUUUAAUUUAAUGCACUUUUACCAGUGUGUGCGAUAGGUUUAUUAAUACUAGCAUUUUUUUGUUUUUUUAGUAGCUAUUUUAUUAGAAGCAUAAGAUUGUAAUAGGAUAAUGGUUUGAUAUAAAAGUUUAGUUAGUUAGCUUUUAUUGAAUAAUGUCUCAAUAUUAUAAUUACUUGUUUGUAUUUUUUAAAUAGAAGUACAUUUACUAAUGUAGUUUAAUUAUUAAUGAUGCAUCUCUAUUAUUUAUCUUAAUUUAUAAAUACAUUUUAUGUAGGAAGUUUUCCUCCUCAUUUAUCUAAAAUUAGUUUAAUUAUAAUCACAUCAUGUGAAAGCCUUUUAAUAGUAUUAACAAUAAAUAUAUUAUCAAAGAACCACCUUAUAUCAGAAAACCAAAUCUUAAUAUUAUGGUUAGUUUUCAUGACAUUUUCCAUUUCAAUACUUUCAAUAUUAAGCGAAAGAAAAUAAAUUAAGCUACUUUUCAAAUAAUAAAAUAUUUUUGAACUGCAAGAAUUUGUUUAAUAUUUAUAUUAUUUGAUGCCUAAUCUUAGUCAUAAUGAUUUUAAGAUUUAGAAUCAAUUUAUUUUUUGUAUUUUUAUUCAAAAUCAUUUGUAAUAAUGUAUUAAUUGCUCAAAAAUAAGGUAAAGUAAAAAUAAGGUGAACUCUAAAUUUUUAUUUACAAAUAUUUUAUAUUGUAUAAUCAAGGAACACCUUGGAGCUUUAAAAAUGAGUAAGUCUGAAUAUGAAUAAUUUGAGAUAUAUUAUACAGAUUUUUUAAAUUAAAUAAAAAAACAGCCACUUUUAUCUUUUGUAGAAUUAAAAGUUUAUUAAUUACAAAAUUUGCAAACAUCUAUUUUUUUCAAAUACACUAUUCCUUACUUUUUUGAGGCUCUUUAACAAAUUAUACUAGAUACUAAACUUUAAUUACAUUCCAAUCAUCAUAAUUUUGAAGAAAAUUGUCUUGAAAUUAAAGACAUAAUAUAAUCAUAUUCAAUUGAAGAUUAAAUAUUACCUAAGAUAAUUGAGCUUAUCGAUCUAAAGAUAGGUAUUUGGAAUGAAUAGAUAAAUGGUUUAGAAAAUAUUUAUGAUUUAGAAUAGUUAAUAAUAAAUUAUUCAAGUAAAAUUUUAAUUUGUUAAGAUGCCUUGUAAGAAAAAUUGUAAAUAAAUUUAAUGAAUUUAAAUUAAAUAUAGAAAGCUCGAAAUGUUAUAGAAUUAAGAAUUGCAUCUAUAUUUCAUCUAAUAAUUUUAAAUGAUUAUUAUAGUUCUUUGUAAUGUGAAUAAUAAAUAUCUGAGAUAUUAGCAAUGGAGAAUUCUCUUCCAAAUGAUGUGAUUAGUAAUAUUGAUAUCCUUUAAGAUAAUUUAUGUUUAAUCAUGAUAAGUAUGGUUAAAAAUAGAGGGUUUAUUAAAAAUAAUAAAAAAUAAUAAAUAGCCAACUACUUUGGAUUAGAUGUCAAAGAAGUAGAAAGUGUAAAUCAUAUUAAUUUAUUCAUUCCUAAAUUUAUUGCUGAUAUUCAUGAAUUAUUUUUGUAGUCUUAUUUAGAAACAGCUCAAUCUCCAUUAUUUAAUUAAUAUUAAAUUGUAUUUAGUAAACAAAAAAAUGAAUUUGUAUAAGCAUAAUAAUUGAAAUUAGAAAAUAACUUUGAUUUUAUUGAUGAUUAUGUAGUUACUGGAUGUUUAUCUAAAGUAAAAUAAACAUCAGAAUUUAUACUAUUUGAUGAAAAUGGCAAGAUUCUUUCAGUUACUUAAGGAUUUUAUACAGAUAUUAUUUAAUAAUCAUUUUAAGAAGAUUUGAAUGCUUAAACAAUUAAUUAAUCUUACAUAUUUUUAUUUUUUACAAACAUCUUCUCAAUUCUAGAAUAAUAAAAAGAUAAUAUAAAUUUAUCUGAAUUUCUUCAAGUAGAAUUAAUGACAACAAUUACAAUUUUCGAAAACUUAUCAAAGAUAAUUCAAUUUUUUAAUGACAAUAAAAUUGCAACAUAAAGUUCUAUUGCAUAUUCAUUAAGAAAAAGUAUGUAAAAAACUGCAAUUCUUUCUAAUUCAAAGACUUAUACAACUAAAAAAUAAUAAAAAGAAAAUUUAUAGACAGGAAGAUAUUAUCUAAAUAAUAGUUUGAAAUUGUCUGAUGACAUCUAAUUAUUAUGUCCUAGUUUUAGAUCUUAAGUUUUAGAAUUUAUGUAACAAUAUAAUGUAUUUAUUAUCUUUUACAUUGUUUUAGAAAUUUUAGUCAGUACAAUAUAUUACAAAAAUAUCUUUGUAAUAUAGAACUAUAGGAAAGAAAUCUUCAUCUAGAUCAUAUUUUGUUAUAGAAAUUUUGGAUUUUAGGAAAAAAGGUGCAUAUGCUGCCUCUUCUGUUAUUUCAAAAUAAUACGAUAGUAUUUAAAAUAAUAAAAGUAUUUAUGUAUUUAAGUAAUUAGAUAUAAGUAGUGUAUUAACUGAUAUUACAACAAGUGAAAGAAUAGUUCAAAAAGAUGAAUUAAAGGCAAAUGUAUGAUUUGUAAUUAUUUAGGAAAUAAUUGGAAGUCCUUUUAAUCAUUUAUUAAAUGAUAGAGAAUAGUUAUUUGGUGUAUUAAAUUAAUCUUUUUAAGAGAGUUAAAGUUUUGGUCCUUUAUCUUAAAGAGCAAAUUUUAUAUCCCCUAGAUAACACUAACUGGAUGAUGAAUUAAGGAAAUUAGAAAUAGAGUUAUAAGAUAUUAGAAUCAGUUUUAAUGGUGGUGCAUCAAUAUAAUAAUAUGGAGGGGAUGAAAAAGAAUAUGAUGAUUAUAACAAUGAAUCGAAGUCAAAUUAACCAUAAAAGUCAAGCAGUUAAAAAAACUAAGAAAAUAGUUAUAAGAUGUUAAGAUUAUUAACUAAUUAUAAAGAUAAAGGAAUUAAGGAGAGGGAUGAUCAUCAAUCAUAUUCUAGUAAAACUUCAGGAACUUCAAAAUCAUAAUAUAUUUCAAUAAUAAAAAAUUUUUAACAUUCGAAAAAUAUGAUCACAAGUCUAAAAAUAAUUUUAGUUUUAACAUUAAUUUUAUUCUUUUGCUCUUUAGCUAUUAUUAUAAUUAAUACUUAAGUUAUUAAAUCACAAAUUAUGCAAUUGAUAGAUAGUAGUUAUUCUCUUAAUGCUCCUUUACUAUUUAAUAGGUAUUUUUUUUAAAGUUAUGCUUUGUCAUGGACAUUAUUAAUGAAUGGUCUAUAAAUUGUAAAACAAAGUGAUUUUUUAAUUAACUAAACAUUUAUUAGUUUAAAACAUUUGGGAAAUGAAACUUUCGGAAAUUUAGGCAUUAUGUAUCCUAAAUAUAUAGAGAUUGAAAAUAUGGGAUUAUUACCUAAUAUUAGCAUAUAAUUGCUUGGAUUACCUAGGAAAACAGUUUCUUACACAGAAUUUAUAAAUAAUAUAUAAAAUACACUUUAAUAUUUUUUUUAGAUAAAAUAUUUUUCAAGCGAAGCCAUGGAUUAAGUUUUAGAUAUAAAUUAUGUUAAUUCUGUUGUUACACUUAGAUAUAAUUUAAAAUAUGUAUUUGAUAUGAAUAAAGAAUUAAUUUAAUCAUUAGAUAUUUUGAGUUAUAACAUGAUUAAAGAUGGAGCAAUUUAAUUAUAAUCUCUUACAAUAGCAGAAAUUUGUUUAAUUUUUGCUAUACAUUUUAUUUCAUUAUUUUUUUGGAGAAAGGUUGAGAAUUAAAAAUAAUAAAUUUUAUUAAUUAAUGGUCGCCUUUAAGAGAAUGCUGUUAAUGAAUUGAUAUAUAAACAUAUCAACAUAAAAACUAUAUUACAAAUAACAGAUUAAAAAAAAAAUAAUUGGAAGAAAUAAUAAAUUUGCAUGAUAUUCUAAUAAGUAUAGAAUAAUUAAGAAGCUAAAUAGCAGUAUUUAGAAUCAAGAUUUAUUUAGUUAAAUAAAUCUAAAAUUGACUAAAAUAAAAAAAAAGGAUAAGUAGGUAUGCUAAAUUCAAGAAUUAGAAAUACAUCCUAUUCUAUUAAAAAAUAUAUUUUUUUUUAUAUGGCAAUCUUUUUGAUAUUAGCAAGUUUUUUAAUGGGAGGCUUUUUGUAUUAAAGUUCUUUAAUGUUAAAACUAUUACCUUAAUAAUAAUUGACUCUCAAUUUUGUUAGAUUUUCAUCUUACUUUGAUACUUUAAUAACAACAGCUUUAGUAAUAAAAACUUAACCUUAAGUUUAUCCUGGAAUAGUAUCUCAUAAAAUUUAUACUUAAGCUUAAAUGAAUAAAUAUAGAGAUCCAUUAAAAUAAUUAUUCUACAUGUUUUUAGAUGUAUAUGAAGUUUAUGAUUAAAAUUUAACUGAAAUCUAUGAAGGAAUUUUAUUUUCAGAAGAUAUAGAUGAUUAAAAAAAAGAGAUUUUAUUAGGUUUAUAUGAAAGUGAUAUUUGUCAAAUUAUCAAAUAAUAGAUCCCAUUUUGUUAAUAUGAUUCUUUAGGUGAGUCUAAUUUUGUUUAAAAAUAUUCUUAAUACUAGUCUUAAGAUAAUAAUAGAAAUUACUUAUAAAAUGGACUUGUUGGGAUUACAAGUAGUGUUAGUUAUUUUAUAAAAACAAAUUAUGAUUAUGAAAUUACAAGUAUUACUUAUGUUACAGAUUUUAAUGAACUUAAUAAAUUAUAUAAAACUUAAGAAUUUAGUAAUAUAAUCAUAGAACAUUUUAGCUCAACAAUAAAAAGUACAGAAUAGAUUUUAGAUAUUAUUUUGGAAACGAAUGAAAUAAUUUUAAAUGAAUACUUAAAGCUUAUUUCUAUGUAUUAUGGAUUAAUAGGUAGUGGAUUAUUGAUUCUAUUUGUAUUUUUUUUUUAUAGGUUGUUGGAUUAGACUGAUGAUAAUUUUAUUAAUUUAAGAUUAGGAUUAACGUUAGUUCCAAUAGAAGUUAUAACAGAUCAAUACAAUAUUUAAUUAAUAAAAUAAAUAAAUUGA
Molecule: messenger RNA, 5329 nt
Organism: Paramecium sonneborni
Lineage: Eukaryota; Ciliophora; Oligohymenophorea; Peniculida; Parameciidae
Source: the annotation of a GenBank genome assembly